Dovyalis caffra is the source of this 5421-nucleotide messenger RNA. The record is from the annotation of a GenBank genome assembly. Lineage: Eukaryota; Viridiplantae; Streptophyta; Magnoliopsida; Malpighiales; Salicaceae.
AUGGAAUCUUCUGGCAAGACGUUUUCUGAGCUAAUUUGCCUUUUGAAAUCCUGGAUCCCUUGGCGCUCUGAGCCAGCUAGCGUGUCAAGGGAUUUUUGGAUGCCCGAUCAGAGUUGUAGGGUAUGCUACGAGUGUGAUUCUCAAUUUACAAUAAUCAACCGCAGGCAUCAUUGUCGACUUUGUGGCCGAGUUUUCUGUGCUAAGUGUACAGCCAACUCAGUUCCUGUUCCAUCAAGUGAUCCAAGGACUGCUCCAGAAGACUGGGAGAAGAUUCGGGUAUGUAAUUAUUGUUUCAGGCAAUGGCAGCAAGGUUUAGCUACUUUUGAUAAUGGAAUCCAGGUUCCUAGCCUGGAUCUUAGUAGUUCACCUUCUGCAGCAAGUUUUAUCAGCACUAGAUCUAGCGGCACAGCUAACAGUAGUAGCAUCACUCUUGGCUCAAUGCCAUACUUAGUUAGGCCUAAUCAGGAAGCUCUGCACAGUUCACAUCUCAGCCCUCCUCUAGCAUCUGAAAUGGAGACCAGUUCUGAUAAGCAAGGGGAAGCGGCAUCAGCUAGGAACAAAGAUCCUGUUGCUGACAUAGAGUAUAGAUCUCCAGAUGGAUAUGCAUUUUCAAUGAACAGAAGUGAUGACGAUGAGUAUGAGUAUGGUGCAUAUCGGUCCGAUUCUGAAACAAGGCAUUUUCCUGAAGUCAAUGAUUACUAUCAUCAAGUUGAGUUUGAUGACAUGAGUAACAACGGUAGAUCUCACCAGUCUCGUCUUGAUGGAGAAACUAUUGACCCAAAAAGUUUAAGCAGUUCUCCAAUGAACCACAGUUUUGGUUCACAGAGUUUAGAAGGAAUGCCACAGCUAAGGAAAAAGGACGAACAAGAGAUGGAUGAUGAAUGUGAAGCACCUUCCUCUAUGUAUACUGGAGAAGAUGAAGAUGAAGAAGAUGAGAAGGAAGUUGGUUUAUUUGAGGAUGAUGAUGAUGACAGGGAUGCUGCAGGUGAGUGGGGAUAUUUACGGGCCUCUGGCAGUUUUGGAAGUGGAGAAUUUCGUAAUAGAGAUAGGUCAAGCGAGGAGCACAAGAAGGUCAUGAAGAAUGUGGUUGAUGGGCAUUUUAGGGCUUUGGUAUCUCAGCUUUUGCAGGUUGAGAAUGUUCCUGUGGGAGACGAAAAUGAUAAAGAGAGCUGGUUGGAGAUCAUCACAUCCUUGUCAUGGGAGGCUGCUACUCUAUUAAAGCCAGAUACGAGUAAAGGUGGAGGAAUGGACCCUGGUGGAUAUGUGAAAGUAAAAUGCAUUGCUUCUGGACGCCGCUGUGAGAGUAUGGUGGCCAAAGGAGUUGUUUGCAAAAAAAAUGUUGCUCAUCGUCGAAUGACUUCAAAAAUAGAGAAACCUCGAUUAUUGAUCCUUGGAGGGGCUCUUGAGUACCAUCGAGUUUCUACUCACCUGUCAAGUUUUGAUACUCUAUUACAGCAGGAAAUGGACCAUUUGAAGAUGGCUGUGGCAAAGAUAGAUGCACACAACCCUGAUGUCCUUUUAGUGGAGAAUUCAGAAUAUCUUCUUGCUAAAGACAUAUCUCUUGUUCUUAAUAUCAAGAGGCCACUUUUGGAACGUAUAGCUCGUUGUACAGGUGCUCAAAUAGUCCCUUCAGUCGAUCAUCUCUCUUCCCCUAAGUUGGGGUACUGUGAAAAGUUCCACGUGGAGAGGUUUUUGGAAGAUCUUGGUACUGCUGGGCAUGGUGGGAAAAAACUGGUGAAGACAUUAAUGUAUUUUGAAGGCUGCCCAAAACCAUUGGGUUUUACUAUUUUACUUAGAGGUGCUAAUGGGGAUGAGUUGAAGAAAGUGAAACACGUGGUCCAAUAUGGUGUUUUUGCUGCAUAUCACUUAGCUUUGGAGACAUCUUUUCUUGCUGAUGAAGGAGCCUCUCUGCCAGAACUCCCGUUGAACUCUCCAAUAACUGUUGCACUUCCAGAUAAACCAUCAAGCAUUGAGAGAUCCAUAUCAACUGUACCUGGUUUCACUAUUGCUGCUAAUGAAAAACCUCAAGGACUGGAAUCUAGCAUUGAGGCUCAAAGAUCCAAUAGUGCCCCUACUGCAAGUCUGGUCUCAACCAUCAUCAGUUCUUCUGUUGAAAAUAUACCAGCAGCAGAUGGUCCCAGCUCUCAAUCCUCAGAAUCUACUUCAUCUCGCUUCAAUUCAACUGAAUUUGUUUCUGCUGUUCCCUAUGCUGUGAAAGUUGUAUCAGAUUCUUACCGCACAUUUGAUGAGAAAAACAAAAUGGAUUCGGGAGCUUCUCUGAUGGCUGAAAUUGCUGCGAUUGAUCAUCUUACUGUUAAUGGCUUUGGGUCUUCAGAUUGUGUUGCAAUGAACUCCUCCCAGAAUGAUUUCAAUGAAAUAAUCGCAACUCAGCCACACAGUUCUGAGGUAUCAUCUGCACAACAAGAAUCUAGAAGGAAUCUUGAGGAGCCAGAACCUUUAAAGGAAGAGUUUCCUCCAUCACCUUCAGAUCAUCAGAGCAUUUUGGUUUCCUUGUCUUCCCGGUGUGUGUGGAAGGGGACAGUCUGUGAGAGGUCCCAUCUCUUCCGUAUCAAGUACUAUGGAAGCUUUGACAAACCUUUGGGUCGGUUUUUACGGGACCAUUUAUUUGAUCAGAGUUAUAGUUGCCGUUCUUGUGAGAUGCCAUCAGAAGCACAUGUUCAUUGUUACACUCACAGACAAGGAACCCUCACAAUAUCUGUUAAGAAGCUACCUGAAAUACUCUUACCAGGUGAAAAGGAUGGAAAAAUCUGGAUGUGGCACAGAUGCUUGAGGUGUCCGCGGAUCAAUGGUUUUCCUCCGGCUACUCGUAGGGUAGUAAUGUCAGAUGCUGCUUGGGGUUUAUCUUUUGGGAAAUUUUUGGAGCUUAGUUUUUCAAAUCAUGCAGCUGCAAGCAGGGUGGCAAGCUGUGGUCAUUCUCUCCAUAGGGAUUGUCUUCGUUUCUAUGGUUUUGGGAAAAUGGUUGCUUGCUUUCGAUAUGCAUCAAUUAAUGUUCUCUCUGUAUACCUUCCUCCCUCAAAAGUUGAUUUCAGCUUUGAGAAUCAAGAAUGGACUCAGAAAGAAACAGAUGAGGUUGUCAAUCGGGCAGAACUUCUAUUUUCUGAAGUACUCAAUGCUCUUAGUCAAAUAUCAGAGAAACGGUGUAAGAUUGGGCAACUUAACAGUGGCAUGAAACUACCUGAAUCGAGACGCCAAAUUGCAGAACUUGAAUUGAUGUUGCAAAAGGAGAAGGCAGAAUUUGAGGAGUCGCUCCACAAAGUCUUGAACAGGGAAGUGAAAAAUGGGCAACCUGUUAUUGACAUUCUUGAGAUCAACAGACUGCGGAGGCAGUUACUCUUCCAGUCUUACAUGUGGGACCACCGUCUGAUUUAUGCAGCCAGUUUAGACGACAACAGCUUCCGUGAUGGUUCAAACAGCUCAACUUCAGGACAUGAGGAGAAGCUACUAGGCUCAGCUAAUGGUGAUAAGCUUGUUGAGGAAAACAUGGCACACAGGCCAGGAAACAGGUUCAGUAGCUGCGACUUUCCUUCUGUUGAUGCCAAGCUCCUUAAAGGCUCUGACCAGCAAGGAGGCUUUGGUAGCAAUACAAACCAAUCUGACACAGUUGGUCAAGAAACGGAUGUGUGUCAAGGUCCUAAUCAUGGAAAAGAAGGCCAAGCUAAUAUUUGUGCUACCAUGUCUGCCUGUGAUCUAUCUGACAUUAAGGAAUCUGGUGGAAAUAUUUUUAGGACCCUUUCUGACGGACAGGUUCCUAUCAUGGCAAAUCUAUCUGAUACCCUUGAUGCUGCAUGGACAGGUGAGAAUCACCCAGGAUGUGGGACAUCAAAAGACGAUAACAGUAGACUUUCUGAUUCAGCUAUGGAAGAGUCUUCAACCACAGCUGUAGGGUUGGAGGGGAUAGAUUUGGAGGGCCAUGUCGAAGACCAAGAUGGAUCCAAAGUGUGUUAUUCACCUUCACCUGCAUUUACUGCCAAGGACCCUGAUAACAUGGAAGAUUCUAUGAGCUGGCUAAGAAUGCCCUUCUUGAAUUUCUAUCGUUCGUUCAACAAGAAUUUUUUGACAAGCUCUGAGAAGCUUGGUACUUUGGGUGAGUAUAACCCUAUCUACAUUUCAUCCUUUAGGAUGUUGGAGCUCCAAGCUGGUGCUAGGCUGCUUCUGCCUGUGGGUGUGAAUGACACGGUCAUUCCUGUGUAUGAUGAUGAACCCACAAGUCUUAUAUCUUAUGCUUUAGCAUCACCAGAAUAUCAUGCCCAACUAACUGAUGAGGGGGAAAGAAUAAAAGACACUGGAGAUUUCAGUUCUUUCUUAAGUUUAUCCGAUACAAUGACUUCUCAGUCAUUCCACGCUUUCGAUGAAGCAACCUUUGAUUCUUACAGAAGUUUUGGAUCAACAGAUGAGAGUAUCUUGUCCAUGUCUGGAUCACGUAGCUCUUUGAUUUUGGACCCACUUUCCUACACAAAGGCUAUGCAUGCCAGAGUUUCUUUCGGAGAUGACGGCCCAUUUGGUAAGGCAAGAUAUUCUGUGACUUGCUACUAUGCAAAGCGGUUUGAAGCCUUAAGGAGGAUAUGUUGCCCAUCUGAACUUGAUUUUAUAAGGUCUCUUAGCCGUUGUAAGAAGUGGGGAGCUCAAGGUGGCAAGAGCAAUGUCUUCUUUGCAAAAACCUUGGACGAUCGUUUUAUAAUCAAACAAGUCACAAAAACAGAAUUGGAGUCGUUUAUAAAAUUUGCUCCUGCUUACUUCAAGUAUCUGUCUGAAUCAAUUAGCUCAAGAAGUCCAACAUGCCUGGCAAAGAUUUUGGGAAUUUAUCAGGUUACAUCGAAGCAUCUGAAAGGUGGGAAAGAAACAAAGAUGGAUGUUCUAGUUAUGGAGAACCUUCUAUUUAGGAGGAAAGUGACCCGCCUUUAUGAUCUUAAAGGAUCUUCCCGUUCACGGUAUAAUCCUGAUUCGAGUGGGAGCAACAAGGUUCUGCUGGAUCAGAACUUGAUUGAAGCAAUGCCAACCUCUCCCAUUUUUGUGGGAAACAAGGCAAAGCGGGUGCUGGAGAGAGCUGUCUGGAAUGAUACUUCUUUUCUUGCAUCAAUUGAUGUAAUGGAUUACUCAUUAUUGGUUGGGGUAGAUGAAGAGAAUCACGAGUUAGUUCUUGGGAUAAUUGAUUUCAUGAGGCAGUAUACUUGGGACAAGCAUUUGGAAACAUGGGUUAAGGCUUCAGGCAUACUUGGUGGGCCCAAGAAUGCAUCGCCAACUGUUAUUUCUCCGAAACAAUAUAAGAAAAGAUUCAGGAAAGCUAUGACUACCUAUUUUCUGAUGGUCCCAGAUCAAUGGUCCCCUCCCUCUAUCAUUCCAAGUAAAUCCCAAUCUGAUUUUGGCGAAGAGAACAUGCAAGGUGCGACUUCAGUUGACUGA